Messenger RNA from Alosa alosa (allis shad), 3046 nucleotides. It is a transcript of the gene mtdha, whose product is annotated as metadherin a. The transcript has 12 exons. Gene Ontology annotation, cellular component: nucleus. NCBI's taxonomy places the organism in Eukaryota, Metazoa, Chordata, Actinopteri, Clupeiformes, Clupeidae. The record is from RefSeq and is a predicted model, not a curated record. Bases 13 to 1431 code for a protein of 472 amino acids. Gene Ontology annotation, molecular function: transcription coregulator activity. Gene Ontology annotation, biological process: positive regulation of angiogenesis; regulation of transcription by RNA polymerase II; positive regulation of canonical NF-kappaB signal transduction.
GCUGUUGGAAAGAUGGCAACGGACUGGCAAGGCCUGGCGGUGCAGCAAGCUGAACUAAUUUCGAGCCGUGUACGUGAAGUCCUGUCCUUGGGAGUGAAGUUCCUAAAAACCGAGCUUGGAGUAGAAAUAGACGUAAAGCCAGAGCUUUGCCCAUCAUGGAUCAUUCUCUCGACUGUAUUUAUCGGUCUGUUUGUGGUGGCUGUGCUUACGUGGGUAGCGGCCUGCAGCGUUGGAAGAAAGCGGAGACCUAUCGUGAGUGAGAGUAACGUUAGUGAUGUUGUGGAGGCCUCAGUGACCAAGAUUAUCAAAACCGAGGAACCCAAAAAGAAGAACAAGAAGAAAUCAAUCGACAAGAAACCUCAGCCAAACGGUCGGACUGCAUCAGAACCACCCGAGGAAGUCAAAGCCGCUGAAGACAUCCCCAAGCCGCAAACUGAGAGUAAAUUUGACAAGGUGAAGAAAAACAAAAAGAAGGCUAAACUUGAGGUUAAACCAACCCAGGCCCCUCUGCCAUCACCGGAAGGCAAAGAGCCAGAUGAAGGUAACUGGGAAACAAAGGUCAGCAACAAGGAGAGGCGACAGCAGCGCAAGAAAGACAAAGGCCCAAACGAUGAGAGUCCUAGAGGAGGGGACAGGAGUGGUCACCAGGGGGAGCUAGCUACAGCUGCACCAACAGCCUUCUCGGGAUCCAGGAAGAACAGAGAUUCAGCACAUGCUAAGGCUGGUAAGGCUGACUCUGCUGUGGGCCAAGCUCCUGGCACUUGGACUGAGGUGCCGUCGGUGAAUAGCAGAGGAUGGACUGACCCCACUUUGAAACUGGGAUCAGCAGUGAGCCCUUCAGACAGUGAGAAGUGGUCACCCAUGAUGAAGCCAUCUGGACACAGGAACCCUGAGCCACUGGUUUGGACCCAGGAGACGGAUGGAGGGUCUUGGAGCAGCAUGGACGGACGGAUGAAGAGUGAACUCAACCCUGUGAACUAUGUGUUGGGCCUGAACUCUGGUGGUGAGCCCAUGUCCCAGCCAGCAGCAGACCUCCAGUGGGACAGUUUAGCCAGUGUUGACGAGUGGUCCAGCUUCAGGGCAGAUGGUUUGGCUGCAGUGGACCCCACCUCUGAUUGGAAUGCCCCGACAGAGUUGUGGGGAAAUUAUGAGGAGCCGGCAGUGGACAUUCCUGCCCCAGCAGCAGCACCGGUCAGCCAGCAGUCAAUAGACUCAGAUGAUGACAAAGAGAAGGGUGAUGGAGGAAUCGCAAAAUCCAAGAAGAAGAAGAAAAAGAAGAAGAAACAAGAUGAGGGUGAUGGAUCAGAGAUGGAGAGUGGCUCAUCCAAACCACAGGCAUACGCAGCUAUGGGAGAGCCAGGACCUGGCAAACAGAGCACACCUCCUCCAGCAGUUCAGAAAAAAAAUGGAACAGAAUACAGAAGUUCCUAAGCAGAAGAAGAAGGCCAGAAGAGAGACAUGAUUGCAGGGCUGGGCAUUAUGGGUGUCCUCGUGCAAUAAUCACACAGUGCAGAUUUUUAUGCCAGAAAACACUGACUGUGCUGCUCAGAAAUCCAAAAAGCACACUAAAUAAACAUGACAAACGCUGAGCUGGAUCAGCACAGUAGACAAGGUUCUGCAGAACAUGCCGGUCCAGAGUGCUGAAUCCUAACCAUGUGCACUACCAGCCAGCCUUCAGAAAGGAAAGGUUUCUAGCUAACAUGGUCCUCUUUUUUGCUGUGGGUGACAAGAAUACAAAUCAUUAUUUUUUAUCUCUAUGAAUAGUACUUCUGAAAGCUGUGUCUUAUAGGUAAUGUGAAACUUUCCUGGAAACACGAAAGACAUUUUAAGGAACAUGUUUACUUUGAAUGUUUCUUCUCUCACCUUUCUGUGGUAUUUUUGUACUGGUGAUUUGCACGCAGUAGUGUUGGUACUACAGAUGUGUAGUGGUCGAUAGGACAUCCCCUCUAGAGAGGCACUGAGACCGAGGAAGCCAGACGCACUGCAGGGUGAACAGCAGGGGCAGCAAAGUCGUAUGGUUUCAUUGAGAUGUCAGAGGGACGAUCCCAAUUAUGACAGAGUCCUGUCAUAGGGCUCCCUUUGCACACACACACACACACACUACAUUAUGUCCUCCAUGUUUUUAAAAGUCUGAAAACGCACUUAUAUGAGAUCUGGCCUCCAUUGUACAUAUGUGUGCAUAUUCAGUUUAUCAAAUGUUUAAAUUUAGUAAGGAAAUGCCAUCCUUGAUUCAGAGCUGUUCUGUGCUAUGUUAGCUUUACCUUUAGAUGUGUUCUUUUUGUCUUUAUGUGGCAACCUCCAUGUUCUGUCCAAAGGGCUUUCUCCUAUUCUUCUCUGUGAUUGCACUGUGUCACUGGCUCUACUGCACCUUUGGAGUUAUUUGGCUUCAUUUUUUUAAUUGUGAAAUGUGAAAGUUUUGCAUUGGAUUUGGGGUAUUGAUGUAAUAUUAGAGGAUUGCUUGAGCAGCUCUAAAGUCCAUGUCUCUGACAUUUCUAUCAGGUUAAUUCUGUUGCCUUAACCUAUAGUUUUAUAGUUAAAUUUUAGAUUGUAGAAGUCCCUUUUGCAGGCUAUGGCUGCACUGCCCAGUCUUUAGUGGGAUUUAUGUCAGAACAGCACUUAUUCUUGCAUGAAUUUGAUAUACAGUCUAAUAUAUCAUUAAAUACCAUGGUCAGCAUCAUAUCAUUUGCCUGUUUACCAUUCACUGUAAAUAUUCUUUUAUGACCAAGGGUCCACAGAGGCUUAAGACAUCAAGCUUGAGCCAAAUUGGAUUGAUUUUUCAUGUCCGCUUUUGUGAAGUUGAAGUUUUUAAGCAGUCAUGAUUGCAAUCCCUUGAUGAUGUUCUGCCCCUUGGUCAGUUGUGGAUCUCAGAGGUGCGUUCCGGUCCUGUGCUAGAGGUGACCCCUGCUUGUGAGGGGUGAGGCAAGAUAUCACCUUAUGUGUCUGUUAACCUAGGCCUGCUGGUUUUAUGGAUUAGAGACAACUAUGUUUACUGAAGUUGCGGCAAUAUUUCUAUGUUGAUUUGUUAAAAUAAAUUUGAUCUACAAAA